AGGUAACGGUAACUAUGUAUGACGUAGGGUUCUUUUCAUGGUGACAGAUAAUCAAAAGACAAGAUAUGGUCGACUAGUCGGCUAAAUAACGGUGAAUUUAUAUUUUUAUUUUAACAAAAUGGAUUGGAGUUUGAAUACAAUAUAGCAGAAGUUGUAGAUUGGACAAUGACCCAACACACCUCCAGGCUGUAUAAGGGCUAUUUGACCAAGAAGGAGGGUGAUGGAGUGCUGCAUCAGAUGACCUGGCCUCCACAAUCACCCGACCUCAACCCAAUUGAGAUGGUUUGGGAUGAGUUGGACCGCAGGAUGAAGGAAAAACAGCCAACAAAUUCUCAGCAUAUGUGGGAACUCCUUCAAGACUGUUGUAAAAGCAUUCCCCAUUAAGCUGGUUGAGAGAAUUCCAAGAGUGUGCAAAGCUCUCAUCAAGGCAAAGGGUGGCUACUUUGAAGAAUCUAACAUACAUUUUGAUUUGUUUAAAACAUUAUUUUUUUUACUACAUGAUUCCAUGUGUUUUUUUCAUAGUUUUGAUGUCUUCACUAUUAUUCUACAAUGUAGAAAAUAGUAAAAAUAAAGAAAAACCCUUGAAUGAGUAGGGUGUCUAAACUUUUGACUGGUACUGUGUAUAUUUUAAAUUCCAGUCCAAACCCGACUGCUCAGAGGCGUCCGCAUGGUCCUAAAGCCUCGUUUUGUAUCACAUUCCAAUGAUAAACACUCCAAACCCGACUGCUCAGAGGCGUCCGCAUGGUCCUAAAGCCUCGUUUUCUAUCACAUUCCAAUGAUAAACACUCCAAACCCGACUGCUCAGAGGCGUCCGCAUGGUCCUAAAGCCUCGUUUUCUAUCACAUUCCAAUGAUAAACACUCCAAACCCGACUGCUCAGAGGCGUCUGCAUGGUCCUAAAGCCUCGUUUUGUAUCACAUUCCAAUGAUAAACACUCCAAACCCGACUGCUCAGAGGCGUCUGCAUGGUCCUAAAGCCUCGUUUUGUAUCACAUUCCAAUGAUAAACACUCCAAACCCGACUGCUCAGAGGCGUCCGCAUGGUCCUAAAGCCUCGUUUUCUAUCACAUUCCAAUGAUAAACACUCCAAACCCGACUGCUCAGAGGCGUCCGCAUGGUCCUAAAGCCUCGUUUUCUAUCACAUUCCAAUGAUAAACACUCCAAACCCGACUGCUCAGAGGCGUCUGCAUGGUCCUAAAGCCUCGUUUUGUAUCACAUUCCAAUGAUAAACACUCCAAACCCGACUGCUCAGAGGCGUCUGCAUGGUCCUAAAGCCUCGUUUUGUAUCACAUUCCAAUGAUAAACACUCCAAACCCGACUGCUCAGAGGCGUCUGCAUGGUCCUAAAGCCUCGUUUUGUAUCACAUUCCAAUGAUAAACACUCCAAACCCGACUGCUCAGAGGCGUCUGCAUGGUCCUAAAGCCUCGUUUUGUAUCACAUUCCAAUGAUAAACACUCCAAACCCUACUGCUCAGAGGCGUCUGCAUGGUCCUAAAGCCUCGUUUUGUAUCACAUUCCAAUGAUAAACACUCCAAACCCGACUGCUCAGAGGCGUCUGCAUGGUCCUAAAGCCUCGUUUUGUAUCACAUUCCAAUGAUAAAACUGGAGGGGGACAAAAAUGGCAUUUCAGAAAGUGGGGUGGUGGGGGGGCAUGUCCCCAGUGAAAGUUACGCCCCUGCCUAUACAUAUAUAUCCCUCGACAGAAACAGAAAGUCAUCUCUCUCUGUUUCUUGUUUCUAUCAGGUGACUCUGCGGGACAGGAAGUGAUGGACUUCCGGUGGGGGAGGAGCCGGGGCGAGGAGGGCAUCGCCGUGGUGAUAAACUUCCUGCUGGCUAAUGCCCGAUUGGUCCUGGGAGUGGGAGGGGCCGCGGUGCUGGGCAUCGCUACGUUGGCUGUCAAGAGGUUGAUAGAACGCGCGGGCCGAGCAGCGGAGGACGAGAAGGUGGAACAGAAGAUGUCAGAGAGCUGGGAGGAGCUUGGCUUAGUCUCCGCCUCCCCCAAGUCCAUAAGGAAGGGGCUGGAGAGUGUGGUCAUGAAACAUGUCGCCAAGGCAACCAAACCACAGAAAGCUGACCUGUGCCAGCCCCAGCAGCAGAAGUCUAGUCUGAAUGAGAAGCCUGUCAACGCAGCAGAGCCCCAGAGACCCAAGAGCCUACAGCUGUCUCUCACCCUGCAGGACCGUCUCCAGCAGUAUUAUUCAACCAGAGCAGCUUUAGUCCCAGAGGUCGUCCACAGAGCUGAGAGUCUAGCUCUAGAUAUCUGUAUAGAGGUACAAGGAUUCCUGCACAGCACAAACCCUGACAUGCCUCUGGGAGAGAUGUCACUGGGAGGGUCCCUACUCGACGACCUACAGGUGGUGAGAGCGGACCAUGCGUGCCUGCUGGUUCCCCUCCAGCUAGAACCCAGUCUGUGGAGACUGAUCCCUGGGGAGGAGACUCUCCUAACACACCCUCUACACUGGAUGGUCCGGCGGGUCAACCUGGAGUACUUCCCUAGAGGACGCAGCUACUGGGACCGGUUCCUAGUAGGAGGGUAUCUGUCCUGCCGGGCGCUGGUGAGCAUGCUCAGUAAGGCUGUGAUGGAAACCAUGAACUGGCCGUCUCUCUCCUCCACUCUGGACUGUCUGGUCAGGCCUGUCCUCGGGGGAGAUGAACUGAAACUAGAGAUACGACCAGAGCGAGGUGAUACUCUCUUCAUCUCCGUAGUGCCGGUGCUGAGGGAGGCAGACGUGGUCCUGACUGCCCAGGUAGAGUUAACCCAGCCCUGGGAUAGUGCCUGGCACCUCUCCCUCUACCCCUGGGAGACCCAGCGCCUGACCCAGCUUGACUCCGCUGACCAGGGGGUCCGACGCGCCCUCCUCAAAACCCUCAAAGCCGUCUGUCGACACUGUCCCGCCCUGCGACCCCUCACCGCCGCACCGCUGGCCAACCUCAUCCUCCACCUCAGCGACACGGAUGUGGAUUGGUCGGAGGGUUGUCUGAGUGGGCGGUUCCAGCAGUGUGUGUGGGAGCUGAUAGGCUAUCUGGAGCAGGGGGUGUUACCUAGCUACUUCAAGCCCAGUGUUAAUAUGUUGAACGGAGUGACGGAGGAAGAGGUCGAUGAGAUGGGCUUUAUGUUGUACUGCGCCGUCUCUGAACCAGACAUUCUGCUGAUAUAGAUAUAUAUAUAUAUAUACUCUAACCUGGUGUAUAUAUCAGAGAGGAAGAAGACAUGUAUUAGAUAUAAGAGACACCACCCUGACGUCUAUAGAUCAGUUGUGCCAUAUUACCGCUCCACUGAGACGUGGACGGGAGAUUGUUGUUCAGGCAGUCGUGCAUCUCCUUCACAUACACCUGUGGGGGCUGACUGACUAAACAGAGAUAAUUUAUAUAUUGUGUAUGAGUACUAUGGUGCGGAUGAGUUGAUGGGGGGCUCUGACUGAGUAGCACAGAGACUCUGGUGACAUGAUGAUGAUGGACUGUGCCUUAGGGGAAGUAGAUGAGGGAAGGAAGAAAUGAAAAAGAAGACUAGGGCUGCGUUUUACAGACACCCAAUUCUGAUCAUUUGGGGGCAGAAUCAGGUUACCUGUGUUAAACGCAGCCUUUAGUGACGGAGACUUGUUUUUCUCCUGCUGCGGACUAUGUAUCUAGAUCUAGUACAUCUCUGGCCAAAAGGCUGUUUCAGUAAAGUAGUUGACUACUUUAAAAUGGUGGAAGCGCUCAAUGGACUAUAUAUCUAGAUCUAGUACAUCUCUGGCCAAAAGGCUGUUUCAGAAUGGCCUGCGCCAUUGAGGCUACAACCCAUAGGAAUCCCCCACCCUAGUUGACUACUUUAAAAUGGUGGAGCCCUCAAUGGACUAUAUAUCUAGAUCUACUACAGCUCUGUCCAAAAGGCUGUUUCAGAAUGGCCUGCGCCAUUGAGGCUACAACCCAUAGGAAUCUCCACCCUAGUUGACUACUUUAAAAUGGUGGAAGCCCUCAAUGGACUAUAUAUCUAGAUUUACUACAGCUCUGUCCAAAAGGCUGUUUCAGAAUGGCCUGCGCCAUUGAGGCUACAACCCAUAGGAAUCCCCCACCCUAGUUGACUACUUUAAAAUGGUGGAAGCCCUCAAUGAGUGCUACCCAUUCUAAAACUGCAUUUUUUGGGGGGGGGGGGGGUCAUUGAAAGGCCUGGAUCAUUCUCUAUGGGCCGACUGGACGACACAAGAUAACAGAGUUAGCACUAGUUACCACAGCCACAAAGUGAUAAUUAUGUCUAAAAUCCCUCCGCCAAUUUCUCUUCUUAAAAUCCGAUUUUUAAACCUGUUUAAUGACGUCAAUAUAUGCACCUUCUACUGAAUGAAGUGCUCACCUUUUCUUUUCAUCAUGUUGUCUGUGUUUUGCGUUUGCUGAAGAGUGACUUAAAUAAAUGUUUUCUGCUGAACUA
Molecule: messenger RNA, 4401 nt
Organism: Oncorhynchus kisutch (coho salmon)
Lineage: Eukaryota; Metazoa; Chordata; Actinopteri; Salmoniformes; Salmonidae
Product: mitochondrial dynamics protein MID51
Exons: 8
Coding region: 1763-3154 (463 amino acids)
Biological process (GO): positive regulation of mitochondrial fission; mitochondrion organization
Cellular component (GO): mitochondrial outer membrane
Source: RefSeq, a predicted model, not a curated record